CUAAACAUGCAUGAUGAAGAAGACUAUUAGUCUAUUAUUGAUGUCCUGCAGUUGAAUUGAGACAUCACUAUUAUUGAUAAGAUGCUGGCCCGCAUAAAUAAUGUUGUCCAGCACUCAUGAAUCAUGCCACCGACGCUACUGCUAAGGCGACAUUCAUUCAUUCCUUCUCUCACGCAUUCAAGCAAUUCACAGUAUUGUUGCUCUGCUUUUGGAUAAUCUACCUCUCUGAGAAACAAACAGAUUGUUUUCGCAUUCCUCAUCCGGUGCUCUGAGGGAAGGAUAAAGGAUUUGAAGAGCUAACUAGCUUCAUUCAUACCAGAAAAGGAACCAUGCAUGUUCGUCUUGUCCUAGUGUAAAUCAUAUUUAAUUGAUUUAUGUGGGUGUAUAUUUAUAAAUACUUGACCAGAAAUGGAGAUUCUUGCUGCAAUUGCCGGAAAACUUGCCGAGUACACAGUUGCACCAAUAGGACGCCAAGUGGGUUAUCUAGCUCACUACAAAAGCAACUGUCAAAACCUCCUGACCAAGGUUGAAGACCUGCGUGAUGCCAGAGACGAGGUUCAACAAAAGGCUGAUGAAGUUGAGAGCAGCGGUAAAAGAAUCUCGACCAGUGUCCGGAAGUGGAAGACAAGAGUGGAUGCAAUCAUCCCAGAGGCAGAGACAUUCUUGAAUGAUGGACGCCAUGCACAGACUGCAUGUCUCCAUGGCUUUUGUCCUAAGUUGGUGCUCUGUUAUCAGCUAAGCAAGAAAUCAACAAAAUUGGUGAAGGAAAUUGUUGAGCUCCUUGGAAAAAAGGAGUUUUCCAAUUUUGCAUUUAAUGUUCGUCCACAAGAGGUAUGUCUCUUAUCUACCGGGCAUUACCAUGCAUUUGAUUCAAGAAAUUCAACUGUGAUGAGAGUCAUGGAUGAACUCAGAAAUAAUAAUACAGAAAUGAUUCUAGUAUGGGGAAUUGGUGGAGUAGGGAAGACCACACUUGUUGAAGAAGUUCUUAGGCAAGCUAAGAACUUAUUUGAUGAUGUGGUGAUGGUGAGAGAUGUGAAAGAGAACCCAGACCAUGAAAAAAUCCAAAAAGAAAUUGCCAUGAAGUUAGGUAUGAGCAUUGACGAAAAUCAUACUCUAGCUGAAAGAGCAUCCAUUCUAUGCAAUAGGAUAAAAGACAAGAGAACUCUUGUAGUUUUAGACGAUGUUUGGGAAAAAAUUAAUCUGGGGGCUAUCGGACUUCCCCGCUUGGUUACUUGUAAGGUAGUGCUGACAUGUAGAAGUCGAAAGGAACUGUCCUUCGAUAUGCGUACACAAACAGAUAUUCCACUUGAUGUUUUAAAUGAAAAGGAAGCAUGGAGUUUAUUUGAGAAGAUGGCUGGUGAUGUUGUCAAAGAUGGCCGCAUACGAAACGUAGCAAUUGAAGUAGCUAAAAAAUGUGGAGGUUUGCCGGUCUUGAUUGUUACGGUUGCAAGAGCUGUAAAAGACAGAAACAAUAUUCGUGCAUGGAAAGACACCUUGAGACGCCUUGGAGGCUUUGACAACAAAGAAUUUACGGAAAAAGCAUACUUGGCUCUUGAGUGGAGUUAUGAUCAAUUGGAAGAUAAAGAGCUUAAACCAUUGUUCUUGCUUUGUGGGAUUAUUGUAGUUAAGAACCAUAUUUAUUUGGCAGACUUGUUGAAAUAUGGUUUUGGGUUGGGUUUAAUAAAAAAUGUCAAUACAAUAGAAGAAGCACGAGAUGCAUUGGAUCCACUGGUUGAAAAGCUUAAAGAUUCUUGCUUGUUGCUGGACAGUGAUAUUAAUAUGCAUGUUAGAAUGCAUGAUCUCGUAUGCGAGGUUGCUGCGAGGAUUGCAUCCAAAAAACACCACGUCUUAUCGGUUGGAUAUGGUGGUGAAUUGAAAGAAUGGCCUGAUAAGGAUUUCUGUAAAAGGUGUAGCAAGAUGUCUUUAAAAUCCAACAAUAUUCCUAUGCUUACUCAAGUAUCUGGGGAAUGCCAGAAACUAGAAAUGUUUUAUUUGUACAAUAAAGGUGUUGCAUCGGUGGAAAUUCCUUCCAACCUUUUUAAUGAAAUGGAGAAACUGAAAGUGUUGGGUUUAACUGAAGUGGAUAUGGUGUCCCUACCUUCAUCUCUUCAGUUGUUGAAGAAUGUUCAGACAUUGUGUUUAGAAGACUGCGAGUUGGAAGAUGUAGCUCUAGUUGGACAUCUAAGCAAGUUAGAAAUUCUUAGCUUUGCGCGGUCCAAAAUUAAAGAGCUACCCAAAGAAAUAGGGCAAUUGAUUCGACUGAGAUGGUUGGAUUUGAGUGAUUGUGCCAAACUUGAAGUGAUUUCACCGGGUGUUAUUUCAAGGUUGAAAAGACUAGAAGACUUAACAAUGAGAAACGUCCGUCUUGAAUGGGAGGCUGAAAGGGGAGGAAGUAAUGCUAGUCUUUUUGAGCUGAAUGACUUGUCUCAACUAACUGCAUUGGAGAUAUAUAUUCGAGAUGCUAAUAUUCUUCCAUCAAACUUGUUCUCCAGUAAGUUGGUAAGAUACCAAAUAUAUAUUGGCAAUGUUUGGAAUUGGAAAGGUAUGGCUGAACCAACCCUCAACACGCUAAAACUGAAGCUCGCUCCCAGCGAUGAAUUGGACCACGGUAUCAAAACAUUGUUGAAGAGAUCUGAAGAUUUGUCUUUCGAUGGAACAGAGAGUGUUAAAAAUAUUGCCCGUCAAUUACAUGCUGAAGAUUUUCAGCAACUGAUACACCUCCGUCUCCAAAACAAUGUUGAUUUCACCUAUAUCAUUAAUAGGAAGGUUGUGUUCCCCAACUUAACAACUUUGAGCGUAUCUAGCUGUGAUCAUCUAAGAUUCUUGUUCUCAUUUUCUAUGGCUCAAAGUCUGGUGGAGCUCAAGCAUCUCAUAGUAUCCUCAUGUGCAAUAAUGAAAGCGAUAGUAUCAACAAGAGAUCAAUCUAAUGGAGAAAAUAUCGAUAUCAUGUUUCGUAAGUUGAAAAGUCUAACAUUACAGCAACUCCCAAACCUCAAUAGAUUCUUUACUGAAAGUUGUAUUGAAUUUCCCCCCGUGAAGAAAUUUGAUACAGAGUCAGGGGCAUCCAUCUUUGAUCCUACAAGCAGUAAAAAACUUGAUGUCGAGAGUAGGACUGCUGCACAAUCCUGUCUUUUUGACGCACAGGUAAAAUUUCCGAGCUUGGAGAGAUUGAAAAUCUAUGAGCUAGGGAAGUUGCAGACACUAUGGAACAACCAACCUGUUGAUCAAGACUCUUUUUCAAGACUCAAAGAAGUUAAUGUUUCCGACUGCAACAGUGUAACGAAUGUGUUUGUGCCUAGAAUGAUGGGGAGACUGAAUGCUCUAGAAACCUUAGACAUAUCCAAUUGCGACUCACUAGAAGUGGUAUUCGAAGCGGAGGAAAUUAUUGACGGUGAACAAGGACUGGAAACAGAGCCUCCACAUUUCGUGUUCCCAAAAGUAACACGUGUGGAAUUUUCUGAUCUGCCCAAACUGAGUAGGUUCUAUUCAGGGAUUCAUGUUUCCAAGUGGCCGUUGCUCAAAGAACUGUCUAUUGAUGGCUGUGGUAAAGUAGUGAAGAUAUUUGCUGCAGAACUUCCAAUUUUUCCGGAAAAACAUGAGCCAAACCCUCUAAUUGGACAAUCUCUCUUUCUAGUUGACAAGGAUUCAUUCCCCAAUUUAGAAGACUUAAUCCUGGAAGAAUUUGCGGGUGAGAUUUGGUACGGUCCAUCAUCAUCCCCAGCAGCACACUUCUUUCCCAAAUUGAAAACUAUUCGGUUGUUCAAGUGGGCAACGUUCUCCAAGCAAGCCGCAAUACAUUUCCUUGAGAAAUUACCGAAUUUUGAGGAGAUAGUAGUGGGCUGGGAUGAUUUUUCCACGGAAAUAUUUGUGAAUGAAGAAAUUAAUGGCGGUGAGGAGCUACAUGCAGUAAAAACUUUGAGGGUCGAACACAUGCCCAAGCUCUUGCAAUUAGGGAAUGGGAACUCUCAAACAGCGGGCCCACUUUUCCCAAACUUGGUCACUCUUCAGGUGUUUGAUUGUGGGAUGUUAAAGAGUGUAGAAUCCGCAGCAAUAUCCUUCCGCAAUCUAACAACUCUGAGCGUAGGGUAUUGUGGUGGAUUGGAAUACUUGACAAGUUAUUCCGUAGCUAAGAGCUUAAUGCAACUGACAACACUGAGAGUGAGCUUUUGUAGAAGCCUGAGAGCAAUUAUAGGGGCAAGCAACGAAGAUGAUCAUGAUGACACAGGAGCAACUUGUGAGAUUGCUUUCACCCGGUUGCAACAUUUGACACUUUCCUAUCUACCAAGACUGCAAGGCUUUUGCUCGGGAAAUUGCAUUGUCAGACUCCCAUCCUCAACACAGUUGGAUGUCAUUGGCUGCGGGAUUGAGUUGAAGAUUUCUUCUCAAGGGGUCCUGCUCAGUAAUCGAAAACCAGAAAGAGUACAAAUAGCAAAACCAGAAAUAGCGGAGGAGGUAGAUGAUAAUGGUGACGGAGAAAAAGAAAAAGAUGAGGAUGUUGGCACGAGUCGCCAAGACAUUGAAGAUAGACAAGAAUAAAAACCGAAACCCACACAAAAUUUCGACUCUGAAAAUCGCAACUCCGGCGAGUAGAAGAAGAAGAAGAAGAACAAACGAGGAGGUUGAAAUUCUUCCCUCAUUGAUAAGACGGAUGAAGGAGUUUCAAGAUCCCCAGGGAUUCCAUUGAAGGUGCAUUUGAGAUGGCGUGGUUAUUAAUUAUCUCUUCUAUGAUUGUAAUUUGGAUAGCUUUUCUGUUCAAAAUUCUCCAUGGUGCAUACUCACCUUCCAAGGGUGCUUUUGUGAAUGAUUCUAAUAAUGGUGGCAGUGCCAAGAAGAGAAAUGUGUUGCUGGUUGUUUCCCACCCAGAUGAUGAGUCCAUGUUCUUCACUCCAACAAUAAACUACCCCACUUCGAGAAGGCAUUAUAUUCACAUCUUAUGCUUGUCAAUUGUCGCUGCGAGAUUGAGUUGAAGAUUUCUUCCGAAGGUGUCCAACCCAGAAAGAGUACAAAUAGCAGAGGAGGCAGAUGAUAAUGAUGAUGGAGAAAAAGAAAAAGAUGCCGACUGUUGGCACGGCUCAGUGAAAUAUUUCAACAGGGCAGGCUAAUUGCUGAAACAGACAUUGCCAGACUCCAUUUAAAUUCACUCCUGCAAGCAAGCUCAACGAAACAAGUCCAGAAGGCCGGUGUAAGAUUGAUCUGCCGCUGCGUAUUUGUGAAAUGCUUGGGAUGCUUACCAUGAAGAAUGAAGAAGCAUAUAGUGGAUGCCCUGUAAUGUCACUACGUCAGGGUCUAUUUAAA
Rosa chinensis is the source of this 5295-nucleotide messenger RNA. RefSeq names its product probable disease resistance protein At4g27220. Lineage: Eukaryota; Viridiplantae; Streptophyta; Magnoliopsida; Rosales; Rosaceae. Bases 409 to 4536 code for a protein of 1375 amino acids. Gene Ontology annotation, molecular function: ADP binding. The transcript has 14 exons. The record is from RefSeq and is a predicted model, not a curated record.